GCGCGGCGCGGGGGGCGGCGCGGCGCUGCCUUGCGCUGCGUUGCUUCGCUUUGCUCCGCUUUGCUCCGCUCCCGGGGCUGCCCCGCAUGCAGCCCGCGCCGCGGCCGCCGCCAUGGAGGAGGAGCAGACGUGCUGCGUGGUCAGCAUCUCUGGCUCCCCCGGUUCGCCCCAGCCGGGCGCUGGCCCCUGCAGCUGCAGCGGGGUGGUGCUGAGCCGCGGCCCCGGGCUGGUGCUGUGCCACGGCGCCCGCUUUGCGGCCUUCCUGCGGGAUGGCCCUGCCGCCUGGGCGCAGCCCCGUGCCCUGCUGCCCGAUGCCUUGCAGCCCUCCCUGCGCCUCCAUGUCCUGCACCCCUCAGCGGGGACCCGCGUCCCAGCCCUCAGCCGUGACGCUCCAGCAGCAUCGCGCAGCCCAGCCGGUGCCUUGCAGCAGCACGAAGCCCAGCUCCUGGCCCUGGUGCCCUGCAGAACCUUCCAGAAGGCGCUGGCGCAGGCGUUCGGGCAGGCGGAGCAAUGGCGCUUUGGCGGGGAGGCAGCGGGGGCCGACCCGCGGGCCCUGCACUGGUUCGCCUGGCUGCGGGUGCCCGGCCUGGACACCCCUGCGGGCGGCUGGACGGCGCGGGCGAGCGCCGGGUGCCUGCGCAAGGGCCAGGCGCUGCGGGCCUGCGGCUCCCCCUUCGGCGCCCUCUGCCCCGACCUCUUCCUCAACACCCUGAGCAAAGGGGUGGUCAGCAACAUGGCUGGCGAGGAGAACGCCCUGCUCCUCACCGACGCGCGCUGCCUGCCCGGCACCGAGGGCGGCGGUGCCUUCUUGCCGUCUGCCACCGGCUCCCGCUUGGUGGCCGUCAUUGCCGCCUCCUUCUGCUGGAAAGGCGCCGAGUGGGUCGGGCUCACCCUGCUCUGCUCCCUCGCUGCCAUCCUGCGCAGCAGCGCCGGUGUCCUGGACGCCGCCGGGGUGGCGGUGCCACCAGUGCCGGGGCGGGUGGCCGCGGUGCAGGCAGCAGGAGAGCAGGACCCCCUGGGCUGGGUGGCGCUGGUGGAGUGUGGGGGGACGUGGGGGUCGGGGGUGCUGCUGUCUCCCCGCCUGCUCCUCACCUGCCGGCAUGUGGUGGAGGCCGGUGACCCGCUCUGCGUGACACCAGCGCCUGGUCCCAGCCGGGCCGCCACUGUCCUCAGCGGGCGCCUGGUGUUUGCCACCGAGGAGUCUUCUCCCUUCGACGUGGCCGUGGUGGAGCUGCAGGACAGCGUGCCGGGCUUUGUCCCCCCGCGCCCAGCACACACCUUCCUCCCAGGCGAGGAGGUGAGCGUGAUGGGCUUCGGGGCGCUGGGGCGGGCCUGCGGCCCCUCGGUGACAGCGGGGGUCCUCUCGGCUGUGGUGACGGUGGCCGGGCGCCCUGUCAUGCUGCAGACCACCUGCGCCGUCCAUGGGGGCUCCAGCGGCAGCCCCCUCGUCUCCUCCCGCAGCGGACGCCUCCUGGGGAUCGUGGCCAGCAACACCCGGGACACCAGCGCGGGGACCACCUACCCGCACCUCAACUUCUGCAUCCCCAUCACCAUCCUGCAGCCCCUCGUCGCGCGCUACCGAUGCACCAGGGACCCCAACGCCUUCGCCGAGCUCAACCGGGCGGGUGAGGGCGUGCGGGCGGCUUGGUGGCUCCAGCGGCAGCCGGGACCCCCCAGCAAGCUCUGACGCCCCCAUCUCGGGGGUUUGUGCCGGGGCAGAGCUGCCACGGCCCCUCUUUGGCCCCAGUGGUGUCGCGGCCGAGUGCCUGGCCCCCGUGGGGCUGGCGGAGCGUGGGUGUCCUGGGGUGGGGGACACGCCGUGGUGCUUUUGCCGGCUGCUGCCGACACCAAAUUGGGGGAGAGCUGGGGGCUUGUUUUAUGUCUUCUUUUCCCUGGAGCCAUAAACACUGUGAGCUGAGGCGCUGGUGUUCUGCGAUACCGCGCGGCUGGGCGGCCGGGGUCUGCGUGGGGGUGUUGUUGGAUUGGGGGGCUUCCUAUAAGGGAUGCUUUGGGUCAGGGUCUUGGUUGGGGGAGCGGAGAGAGGGUUAGUUUGGGGCUGGGGACACAUUUCGGGGGGACCCUAUGGAGGGAGGCCAGAUCCAACUCUGUGUCAGCUGAGUGUGGGACCAAACCCUCCCAGCCCUCCCUAUCCGGGGGAUGGCAGCCCCUGCCCCGCUAAAAGAGGGGAGCAGCCCCCCCAGCACCCUGUGCAGGGCUGGCAGGUGCUGCUGGGGUAUGAGGGUUUGUUUUUGCAGGGGGGAGCAACGGGCGUGCGAGUGUUUGACACAGCACAGGGUAUUUAUUUCACAGCCGCUACACAACACCGGGGGCCGGGGCAGCCGCGCAAGCACAGCACGGGGAGCAUUGCGGGGGGCGGGGGGGCAGCUUCUCUAUGGGGUUUUCUUUGUUUUUAAUGUUUUUCCCACUUUUAUUAGCUCCGCGUGCCCGGUUGAAGACCACGCCGCAGCACACUAGGCCUACGGGGCUCUACCCCAAAACAACAAAAGAAAGCUCAAAUUCGCACAAGUGUGGGCCCCCCACCCUGCUCACCCCUCCUCGGGCGAGCCCCCCGACACCCCGUCCCACACGGGGCCGGGAUGGGGGACACACACCCACCCCAUGCCCCUCCGGCAGUGGGGGGGUCACAGGGACCCCCGGUUGGGGGGCUGCCACCCGGCCGUGCCGCUCGCCGGGCUUUCCUGCUCCUCUACCAGAUGUAGCCGCCGUCGUCGCCCUCGCCUGCUUCACCCUCCUCUUCCUCGCCUUCCUCGCCCGCCUCUUCUGGCUCCUUCUCCUCCUCGUCCUCCCAGCCCACGCUGCUCCCAAAGUCGCCCGAAAACCCUGCCGCCUCCUCUGCGGGAGCGAGGGGCAGGGGCUCAGGCCCCGUUCCCGGCGCUGCAGCCCUCUCCCCGGGCGGGGGACGCCCCCCGGCUGCCCGCCGGCGCUCACCGCAGUCGGGGCUGCCGUGGCCGCGGGUGCCCGUCAGCUCGGCCCCGUGCUGGUCCACGCACCAGCACUCCCCGCCGCCUGGCUCGCACUGCGCCCGCCGGUAGUACCCGUCCUCAUCGCAGCUGGGGAUGAAGGUGCCUGCAGGGAAGCGAUGACCCCCCCCCCCCAAAACACGUGCAGCGCAAGAAGAGCCCCCCACAGAGCUCCCUGUCCCUCCCCUGCCCGACCGGGGAACAGGGGCCCCGGAGCCCCAACUCACCCGGCUUCAUUUUGGCUGCUUCUUGGAUCUGAAUCUUCUCCAGCUCCCUGAGGCAGGGCGGCUCUGCAGCACCCCCACACGCCGCUCUUAGGGUGCGCGUGCAGCCCCCCCGCAAAACAUGGUGUGCAACCCCCAGACCCUGCAUCACGCAUCCCCAUGACCCCAGAGCCUACACACCCCCUGCCCGCCCAGUGUGCAGCCCCCCGGCCCCACAGCGUGCAUCCCCCCCAAUCCCGUGGCAUGCGUCCCCACAACCCUGCUGUGUGCAUCCCCCCGACCCCACAGCCUACGCUCCCAUUCCCACAGCAAACCCCCCACCCCACCCAUGCACCCCCUGCCCCGGCAUGACGCACUUUCCCUCCAGAAGCAGAAGCACCACUCGGGCGCGGAGACGCGGCCGUCCCUGGAGGUGUCGCAGGAGUUGAAGAAGGAGCGGAUGCAAACUUCGUACUUAUCCAGGUUGAUGGCGGCCAGCUCGGCCGCCUCCAGGAACAGAUCCCCGCUGGUGUCCAGCCGGGCGAACAUCCACCCCACUGCCUCCUUGCAGCUGGCCGCCACGCUCCUCUCCAGCGCUGCGGGGCAGGAUGUGACCCGUGGCUUCCUGGCUCCCCCGGGAACAGCCCCCCGUGUCCCCUCCCCGCAUAGCAGGGGGCUCUUACCGGUGGCAGGGCUGGCGGGGAGGCCGCCGGAGCCGUUCUGCUUGGCAUUCUCCCGCAGGAGCUGGAACCAGUCGCGCAGGCGGUCACCCAGGUCGGCCAGGUCCUGCCCGGUGCACGGCUCUGGGGGGAGUCCAAGGGGGUGGCGUCAGGCUGGGCAGGGCGCAGGGACACCCCCCUGGUGUCCCCUGUCCCACUCACCUUGCUUGCCAUCGCCGGUGGGAGCGUGCGGGGUUGGGCAGGGGCACUGCCCCUCGCACCGCACCGUCAGCUGCUUGCUGGCCAGGCACGCCUGCUGCUCCAGCUUGCACUGCGGGGCGGCAGCGGGACGUCAGCCAGAGAGGGGACACGGCACGGUGUCCCCCUCCCCGUGGCGAGCUGCCACCAUCCUUACCGCCGAGCUGUAAGUGUGGCCGUCAGAGCCGCAGACAGCGGCGAGCGGGGCGGCAUGGCAGGGCUUGCAGCCCCCGUGGCCCUUGGCGCCCGGCAGCUUGAUCCUGCGCGGGAUGAGAGGUGCGGGAGUGCAAUGCUGAGCCCCAUCUCCACUGCUCAGCCCCGUGUCCGCCACCCUCCUACCUGUGCUCCAGCUUCUUGCGGCUGAUGCACAUGGCGCGCUGGUAGCCCUGCGCCACACACACCUUGUGCCGGCUGCACUUCACCUUCUGGCAGGGGUCCUUGGUGGUGUCCAGGGCUGGGGGGGCAGAGAGGGGAUGGGGCAGGUGGGGGUGCAGGGGAGACCCCCCCCAGGGGAGCCCCGGCAGCGCUGGCCGCGGGCCGGCCCAACACAAAGCACCAUUGAGGCUGCAGCUGGGCAGCCGCCACGGCACCAGCUGCCGCUUCCCAGCACACACCGGCCCCGGCACCGCUCCCGCCGGAAGGAAAUAACCCAAGGGGGGAGCAGGCAGAAAGUGUCCCCCCCACAGCACACUUUGAGAGUCUCUCAAAUUAUGAACGUUUGUUCUGCCUCUGCUUGAUCACUGUGUUUUGCUCGCAGGCGCCAAUGACAGAUGAAACAAUAUCCAACGUGCCAAUCCUUAUUUUGGGUAACAAAAUCGACAGGCCCGAGGCCAUCAGCGAGGAGAAGCUGCGGGAGAUCUUUGGGCUUUACGGACAGACCACAGGAAAGGUAGGGAGGCAUCCAAACCGUGGGGCGUCCACCGGCAAGGGAGGGCUCGUGGGGUUUGUUGCUCCACCCAGAAACUAACUGAGGUUGUUACUGUGAGUUUGUCCACAAUACUGAUGAAGCUGAGUCUUUAAUCAUAACAAUAACGCCCAUGGGCAAGUGUUAAAACUUCCAGAAUUGUGCAAAGUAUGGUACCUCUAUAACGAUGAGGGCAUGAGGUGUCAAGCUGGUGUUUUAACAUCGUCGUGCUCUUCUGGCUUCAUUACUCUGCAUUUCCAUGUUUUCACGGUUUAAAAACACGACAUUUAGAGAGAACUGAUCAGCAGCGCUGGGUGAGGGUAGUAUAACAGCCCGAGGCUGCUCUUGGCACUGUCUUAUCUGCACCGUGACGAUUGCUUUCUGCCUCGGAAAUGGUUUGGUUUGGUGUUUCUAACUGCUGGCUCCGAAAGUCCCACGGGAGCGGGAUUUCCCGCUUCCCCGAGGGCGGCAGGGCUGCGGUUCUGACCCCUUUUUUGGAUUUCCGCAGGGAAACGUGCCACUGAAAGACCUGAACGCGCGUCCCAUGGAGGUGUUCAUGUGCAGCGUGCUCAAGAGGCAAGGCUACGGCGAAGGCUUCCGCUGGCUAUCGCAGUACAUUGGCUGAUAACUCGGGACAGACACGCGAGUGUGGCUCCUCUGGACUGAUCCUCUUCACACGGACUUUUCUAUUCGAACGCGGAAGGUUUUCCAACCGCGUCACCGGCUUUGACCAAGAGACUCCUGGUUUUCGGCUGCCCUGUGGCACAGUGGUGACACACGACUCUUUUCCACGCGAUGGGGAGACAGCACCGUCCUGCACAGGGGUGCACGUUGUCCCUUUCAGUUCGGUUACAGCGGGGCUGGUGUGAUCCGGGAAGGAAAACUCUGCACGCUGCACUGUAACGGCUGAAAAAGAGAGCACGUCUCACCACUGUGGUUAAUUGACUUAAGAAAAAACAAUUAUAUUUUUUAAAGAAAGUGUUAAUGUAAACAGCGUCCCUUCUAACUUUUUAGUUUAACGUUCAUCUUGUUUAGUCCGGAGUCUGGUUAGGGUUUUUUUAAAAAAAAAACUAUAUUUAACGGUAUUUAGAUAUUUCACCAAUUACUGAACCAAGGUAUCACGGUAUUAGAAGUCCUCAAUAAACAUAGCGUUUGGGCUUAACUGAGCUGGAGGGUGGCUGUGCUGUGUCACGCUGAGCGACGACCAAGAGGGUGCCCGUGGGACUGACGUGCGCAAUCCGAGCUGCUUUGGUUUACGGGGAUUUGUUGUAGCUGGAGAAAAGCAGCCGCCAGCACGCCCGGGGUAGCGGUUUGGACGCGGUUCCCCUGCAGCCGGGCCAAGGGCCUCGAAUCCUCCCGCUGUGCCCGUCACAGCGAGAACCACGGAGCUGUUUGGUGGUAGUAGCAUGGAAGCGUUUGACAUUGGCGUAUCAUGAGGUUAUUAAUGUAGACUAAACCAGUUUCUUUUAUACUCGGCGGACUUUGCUGUCUGAAGUUCCAUUACUGUCUAGCGCUCGUUUUCAGUUAAAUAAAGACAUUUUUCUCCUCUGAA
Molecule: messenger RNA, 6557 nt
Organism: Columba livia (rock pigeon)
Lineage: Eukaryota; Metazoa; Chordata; Aves; Columbiformes; Columbidae
Product: peroxisomal leader peptide-processing protease-like
Exons: 4
Coding region: 113-1687 (524 amino acids)
Biological process (GO): regulation of fatty acid beta-oxidation; protein processing
Cellular component (GO): peroxisome
Molecular function (GO): serine-type endopeptidase activity
Source: RefSeq, a predicted model, not a curated record